GUUUACACUACAGUGGUUUACACUGUUUACACCAAGCAACGAGGGUCUAAAGCACUGAAUACUAGUAAAGUCCCUAGAUGUUUUUUCAUACUAGGGUCCCUCCUAACACGGUGCGACAGUGCCUCCUAAGGCUGAUCGUGGGCUAGUCAUUCCUCGGCGGCCACGGUGUCGGCGGCGUAGUGUGCUUGCUCGCCUUUUUCGUGGUGUGGUUGGAGUGGUGGUGUGGUGCAAGCGGUGCAUGUGUGGCGGUGGUGUGUGGCCAGUGGCUGGCCUCGUGUUUUGCACCCUAAACACGGCUCUGAAUCACAGGUGCCACCAUCGUGCACGAAGGUGAUGGGAAAGAAGUGCUUCGUUCCCAACUGCAACUCGGGGUACCGGAACUGUGCAGAGCGAGUGCCCUUGUUUAAAGCUCCAUCGAAUGACGCUCGCCUGGAGCAGUGGCGUCGUGCAAUCGCGAGGGCCGAUCGCAGGUUACUACCUAGUCAUCAUGUUUGUGCCAAGCAUUUCCCCGACGAACUGGUAUCGAAAACGUAUCAUGCGGAGCUCGGGGGGAGAGUUCUCCUCCAUGCUCCAAAGAAGGCCGUGCUAUCUGUAGACGCUGUUCCGAGCAUUUUCCCUGACUGCCCGAAGUACCUUGCAGGUUACAAAAAACCCAGAAAUCCGCCUCGAAAGAGAAAGCAUGCUGAGACUAGCGACCGUAAACGACGUCAGCCGAAGACAUCUGUCGCUGAAGCGCCCCUGCAUUCUGUCCAAUCUUCCGAGCUUGCUAUUUCGCCGUCAUCGAAGCCGUUUAAAAGACGUACUAAUUCCUCCGGCGUUGCACCGCCCGUCAUACCGUCGGUGCCACUCACGAAUGAGGGACAAGACCCGUCUGUUACCGUGGAAGCUGGCAACAGCUCUUCGGGGGAAACAAGCUCCUCCGGUGCAACUCAUUCAAGUGACACAAAGGGAAUUUUAUGCCCAGAUCAGUUCCAGAUAGCCCUGAGGAGGUCAGACGAGGAAACGGAGGGGAAUGCCAAUGAUGUGCAGGGCGAUUCUGACACACAAGAAAGCGAAUCCAUACUGCCGGACGAUGGACCGGGAUGGGGCAGUUCCAGUGGCAACAGUCUGACGCAUGCUGCUACUAUCAAGACAGAGCCGCCAGAUCCGACAGAAGUCCAGACCGAGGACGUUUCCACGGGAACAGCUUGCGCCGCGCCGAGCUUCGCACUCCUGCCGCUGCUUCACCCAGCGGUGCAGCAGUCAUCAGCGAGCCAGGGCGGUCAGCACAGCGCACCGCCGCACUCCCUACCGGCGCUUGGGCCGCUUCUGCCCCUCUCGGCGUCAAGGAACAUGGCGGCACCCGAAGCUUCUAUAUCGUCUGCACCCGCAGCCUUGGCAGUAGCGAAACGGGGCCGUCCACGCCAGUACACAGCAGUCGAACUAAGGGAGCGGAAUAACGCAGCAAGACGAGCGAAGAGGCUGGCAGCGAGAGCGAAGAGGCAGGCAGAUAAAUUAGCUAUCGUUCUCAAGUCUUUGAAUGCACGGCGGGCAAAACGAGCAGCAGCACAACGCGCUAGGAGACAGAACGAGGCCUUUCGAAAGCGUGAGAAGGAAGCGGCUCGCGAAUCGGAGCAUCUCGAGCGGCAAGAAGCAUCUAUAUCGUCGGUGGCCGCAACUUCGGCAGUAGUAAAACCUUCCCGUCCACGCAAAUACAGCGCAGAAGAACUAAGGGAGCGGAAAAGUGCAUUACAACGAGCAAGGAGGCAGGCAGCGAGACUCCCCAAGGUUGUCAAGUCUCCCGAUACACGGCGGGCGGAACGAGCAGCGGCGCAACGUGCUAGGAGACAGAAGGCAGAGCGUCUCAAGCUGCAAAAAGCAUCUAUGUCGUCGGUGGCCACAACCUCUGCAGUAGCAAAACAUGUGCAGGGCGAUUCUGACAUUCAAGAAAGCGGAUCUACACUGCCGGACGAUGGACCAGGGUGGGGCAGUUCCAGUGACAACAGUCUGAUGCGAGCUGUUACUAUCAAAACAGAACCACCAGAAUAUGCUGAACAGGAUGAAGAGCCUAGCAGUUAUCUUGUGUCUGUUAAAUCAGAGCCAGGAUGUUACGAGGAAGUUCGGGAGCCUAACAGCCUAGUUCCAACUUUUACGAAAGAUUACGCGGACGUGACAAAGGUCACCUUCCACCUCAAUGCAGAGCCACAGAUUUCCGAAGAGACUCUACGACAGCACAACAUGGCAGUGGCUGUUAAGAUUGAGCCGCCAGAUCCGCCAGAAGUCCACAGCAAGGCAGUUUCCAUGGGAACAGUAUGCACCGUGCCGAGCCUCGCAGUCCCGUCGCUGCCUCACCCAGCGGCGCGGCAGUCACCCGCAAGCCAGGGCGGUCCGCACGGUGUAUCGCCGCACUCACUGCCGGCACCGCGGCACCUUCUGCUCCUCUCGGCACCAAGGAACAUGGCGACGUCUGAGGCAUCUAUAUCGGCGGUGGCCGCAACCUCGGAAAUAGUGAAACGUGGCCGUGGCCGUCCACGCCAGUACACCGCAGACGAACUAAGGGAGCGACUGAAUGCAGCAAAACGAGCGAAGAGGAAGGCAGCAAAAUCCACCAUCGUCGGCAAGUCUCCGAAAACACGGUGCAAGUCUCCGAACACACGGCGGGCGGAACGAGCAGCAGCGCAACGUGCUAGGAGACAGAAUGAAGCCAUUCGAAAGCGGGAGAGGGAAAUGGAUCGCAAAGCAAAGCGUCUCAAGCGGCAAAAAGCAUAUAUAUCGUCGGUGGCCGCAACCUCAGCACAUGUGAAACAUGUGCAGGGCCAUUCUGUCACCCAGGAAAGUGAAUCCAUACUACCGAACGAUGAACGAGGGUGGGGCAGUUCCUGUGACAGCAGUCUGACGCGAGCUGUUACUAUCAAGACAGAACCACCAGAAUAUGUUGAACAGGACAAAGAGCCUAGCAGCCAUCUUGUGUCUGUUAAAUCAGAGCCAGGAUGUUACGAGGAAGUUCGGGAGCCUAACAGCCUAGUUCCAACUUUUACGAAAGAUUACACGGACAUGACAAAGGUCACCUUCCAUUUCAAUGCAGAGCCACAGGUUUCCGAAGAGACUCGACGACGGCACAACACGGCAGUGUUCGUUGAGAUUGAGGCGCCAGAUUUGACAGAAGUCCACACCAAGGCAAUUUCCAAGGGGUCAGGGUUGGAUGGUUCCAGCAGCAACACUGCGACGACGGCUGUUACUAUCAAGACGGAGCCAGAAUAUUACAAGGAAGUUUGGGAACCUGGGAACCUAGUGCCAGCUCUUACGAAUGGUGAACCACCAGAUCACAGGGACGUGACAAAGGUUACGUUCCACACGAAUCCAGAGCCGCAGGUUUCCAAAGGGGCCCAACAACGUAACAAUGCAGCGGUGGCCAUCAAGACUGAGCCUCAGGAUCCGACGGGAUUCGACGCUCCGGCGAUUUUUCUGGGGGCAGGUCCGGCUGCGGCAGCUCCAAAAGAGUUCCAGCAAGAUCUAGUCCCCACAAAUUCCAUUGGCUCGUACACCGUCAUGGCUCGGCCACUGCAGUGGGUCCCCACCUCCAUCCGUGACGAAGCGCAGCCACAGGCAAACGUCGUUUACUUCCACAACGUGGAACGGCACGGCAUUGCAAUGCAGCCCUUGGUGGCAACACUUUGA
Messenger RNA from Ixodes scapularis (black-legged tick), 3657 nucleotides. RefSeq lists its product as uncharacterized. The record is from RefSeq and is a predicted model, not a curated record. Bases 334 to 3657 code for a protein of 1107 amino acids. The transcript is spliced from 28 exons. NCBI's taxonomy places the organism in Eukaryota, Metazoa, Arthropoda, Arachnida, Ixodida, Ixodidae.